Nilaparvata lugens (brown planthopper) is the source of this 1757-nucleotide messenger RNA. RefSeq lists its product as uncharacterized. The coding region runs from base 134 to 619 and encodes 161 amino acids. The record is from RefSeq and is a predicted model, not a curated record. The transcript is spliced from 2 exons. NCBI's taxonomy places the organism in Eukaryota, Metazoa, Arthropoda, Insecta, Hemiptera, Delphacidae.
UGCAACCCCCACAUGUUCUGCGUGAUAACAAACUGACAGUUGAUGGUACCGAGCGGCGCAAAAUUAUAAAAGCAUCGAGCGACAUGAUAUUGCUUGCAUUCGAUUAUAGUGCGACGUUUCAUGCACAGUGCAAAUGGACAAGCAACAAUCCGAUAAAGCAGUGGCUGCGCCAACAAGCGAAGAAGCAACAGCAGCAGCAGUCACACCAUCAAACAACACCCUGGUUGAGUCGAUAGCGCACGACAAGGAGGUGGAGGUGGAAAUGGCAAGUGAGGAAUGGUGCGUGGUUGACAGCAGCGAAUCAUCGCCGCCGCCAAAACGUGUGCACUUUUCCACAGCGUGCGAUACGCCAAAACGUGGCGGACGGGGCCGCGGCAUUUAUUUUGCCGAACAACGACGCGUCAUCGCUCAGGGCAGAGGCCGGCAAAUUGAUGUGGCCGGUGUGAGCGCGGACUCGUCCAGUCGCAAUAGUGGUCAGCAAGCGGAAGCAUCAUCAUCGUCGUCACUGAUUCUGCUAGAUGUGACGAACUCAUCGCAGCCGAGGAUCGUGAACGCUACUAAAAUCGACAACGAAGUUGAAAACAUUGAGCCGCAGCAAACAAGCUCUUCACAGCGGUAAGACGGCAAAAACCUAUUAUUACUCUAAUACUAUUACUACUACUAGCAAAAUCAAAAAACUAUGGAUUAUACUAUUGAACGAAGUACUAGCAUAAAUUCGUGUGCAGUUCGCUACAGAUUUGUUUUUAGAAAAUUAUUCAUCGAUGUUGUUCAAACAUUAUUGCAAAUUUUAAAGCCAAAAGUAAUGAAUUAAUUGUUGAAGAAAGUGAUAAUUUUGACAAAAAUAUUAAAUGGUAUUUUGUUACAACUGUUCAAUUGAAAAAAGUAAAUGUUGAUAGCGGCAGCAGCAGCGAUCAAUCGCAACAAGAAGAAAUCGUUGAAACUAUGACAAACGCAUCGUUUUACAGUUAUACGUCAUUGUUAAUUAAUGUUGAUGAACAAUUAGAUAUUUUGCAAGACCAAUUUAUUAGUGGUGUAGAGAAAAUUGAAUCAACGCUUGAUAAAUUUAUUAGGUAUGGCAGUGGUUGGACUGUAGUUAGCAUCAUUUCAUUUGAUUUGAAUAUUACUCGUUACAAUCCUUUAGCUGGCGGAAAUAGUACAUACAUUGAAACACCUGCUUUUAUAAAAGCAAAAAGAGCCGUUAUAAAUGUAAAAAACACAAAUGAUAGUAAAUGUUUUGUAUGGAGUGUACUUAGCUAUUUUCAUUACAGACGUAGAAAUAUGAAUGUUGACUAUCUGAUGCAAUUUGAAAAUAAUCUAAAUUUGACCGGUAUUAAGUUUCCUACUACAGUGCAUGACAUUAAAAAAUUUGAAGUGCAAAAUUUAAACAUUUCUAUAACAGUGAUUGCUUAUGAUGCUGCUAAAAAAAAGUUUUUCCCGUACCGUUGUUCAAUUUAUAGACAACGCGAACAUAAAAUCAAUCUUCUACUAUUGUCAAAUGAUACAACGCCGAAAAAAUGGCAUUAUGUUCUGAUAAACACGCGUCAAGGGUAUAACGGAUUGUCACGGCUACUGAGUCAUCACUUGUCUUUGCAUAAUGGUCAAGUGUUCAUUUGUCCAUAUUGUUUUAACAAUUUACAACUAACCGGCAUGCCAAUUGCGAUGGAAAAACCAAUCUAGAAAAACAUAUGGAUUUGUGUUCAACAUUUGCAAUACAAAGAACAGUACUACCUAAACAGGGUGAAAUGUUAAAGUUUAAA